Salvia hispanica is the source of this 2001-nucleotide messenger RNA. RefSeq names its product UDP-glucuronate 4-epimerase 3-like. NCBI's taxonomy places the organism in Eukaryota, Viridiplantae, Streptophyta, Magnoliopsida, Lamiales, Lamiaceae. The record is from RefSeq and is a predicted model, not a curated record.
CCAACACAAAAGCAAAAAAGAAAAAAAGAAAAUAGAAAAAAAGAAAAAUACAGCAUCGCCACCACCACCAACCCCACCUCCAUUAAUAACCAGAAGAGAAAAAGAAGUCUAUUUUGAGAUACCCUUUUGCUUCUUCUCUCCAAUCUUGAACACCGCAUCCGCCAAUUUCGCAAAGCCAAGAAGCAAUUGCAAAAUCCCCAACCAUAACCCUAGCAUUUUCAAACUAAAAUCAGCAUCGAAUUUCCAAGUGGGGCAGCUCGCAAAUCUAUCAACAAAUUCAGUGGAUUUCGCCACAGAUGAAGCACAUUGACUGCGCCCCAUCAACCCCGGGAAAGUUCAAGAUCGAGAAAUCACCCUACAAUAGGCUGCGGCUGCAUUCGUAUCUAGCUAAGCUCACUUUCUGGUCGCUUGUGUUUCUCGGAUUGAUCUAUCUCUUCUUUUACAGAUCACCAUCUUCAUCACCCCACACUACCUCAGAUCCUUCUAGAAGGUCGCUUAGGUCCAGUUUCUAUCGAGAUGCUAACUUUGAGAAAAGAGUCAGGGCCUCAGCUAAGAUUAGGUCCAGAAAUGGGAUUUCUGUUUUAGUAACCGGCGCCGCCGGUUUUGUCGGCACACACGUCUCCGCCGCCCUCAAGCGGCGGGGCGAUGGCGUCGUCGGCCUUGAUAAUUUCAAUCAUUACUAUGAUCCCUCGCUCAAGAAGGCGAGGCAGGCUCUGUUGGAGCGCACAGGGGUGUAUAUUGUUGAGGGAGAUAUCAAUGAUGCUUCUCUGUUGAAGAAGCUUUUUGAAAUCGUGCCUUUUACUCAUGUUAUGCAUCUGGCAGCGCAGGCCGGAGUUCGUUAUGCUAUGGAGAAUCCGAGCUCUUAUGUUCAUAGCAACAUUGCUGGAUUAGUCAGCUUGCUUGAGGUUUGCAAGGAAGCAAACCCUCAGCCUUCGAUUGUGUGGGCUUCGAGUAGCUCUGUGUAUGGAUUGAACACCAAGGUGCCGUUUUCGGAGAGGGAUAGGACUGAUCAGCCUGCGAGUUUGUAUGCUGCAACUAAGAAGGCUGGUGAGGAGAUUGCACAUACUUACAAUCACAUCUACGGGCUUUCCCUCACCGGAUUGAGGUUCUUCACGGUUUAUGGGCCGUGGGGGAGGCCUGAUAUGGCGUAUUUCUUCUUCACUAGGGAUAUGUUGAAAGGGAAGUCGAUUCCCAUCUUUGAGGGUGCUAAUCACGGGACUGUGGCUAGGGAUUUCACCUACAUUGAUGAUAUAGUGAAGGGGUGUUUGGCUGCAUUGGAUACUGCUGAGAAGAGCACUGGCAGUGGUGGGAAGAAGAAGGGGCCGGCUCAGCUGCGGGUGUACAAUCUGGGGAACACUUCGCCUGUGCCUGUAUCGGAUCUUGUGAGCAUCUUGGAGAGAUUGCUCAAGGUGAAGGCAAAGAGGUUGGUUAUGAAGCUGCCUAGGAAUGGGGAUGUGCAGUUUACACAUGCCAAUAUAAGUUUGGCGCAGAGGGAGCUCGGGUAUAAGCCCACGACAGAUCUGCAGACAGGGCUGAAGAAGUUUGCGCGGUGGUACCUCAGUUACUAUGGGAGUGGCAAGAAGAGCGCGCAAUGAUAGUGGAUACAAAAAGUUUUGGAUUUGUGCGGUAGAACCCAUUCUAUUCUUUUCCAUUCCUAUUCUUAUAAUUGUUUCUUAAUCUAUAUCUGUGUUUUGUUGGCACAAUUGUUCUUGCUUUCGAGUAUCAUGAUUUCAUCGUAUAAAGAUGAGAUUCCUGAUCCCACGAUUGAAGUUCUUGUGGCCUGUGGGCAUUGAUUGAUUUCACCUGGUGUUUGUGAUCUGCAUCAAAGGCCACACAAGAUAUUGUCAUUCAUGGGAUUGAUUGUAUUUGUUGUAGUUUACUUGUAGAAUUCAUAAACUGGUGGAACAACUUGCUGAUUUUGAUGGACAUGUGUUGAUCCAAAUCCGAUUCAAAUAUAGCACUUGCUUUGCUGUUGUGUAUCAAUAAAUGAACUUUGUUUCA